UGAGUAGACACUCGUUUGGUUUCCGGUGUGAGUGUCAAGGGUGCCACAAGGGUAAGGUGCCACAGUGCCGGGCUCUGCGUCUCUGUGGCAGGACCGUUGCUGGCGAGGCUACUGCGGUCUUCCAUCAGUCACUCCUUCACCGCCUCCGUCAGCCAUUCUCGAGGAUGGUGUUGCAUAUCGUCGGCUCCUUCGUGGGGCUGAUCAAGGCGAAGCUACACACCAACGUUGACGGGACAAUCUUCCGCCUUCACUACCGAUGGACAACCUCUUUCUGCUUCCUGGCGUGCGCUCUCGUCUCCGCCACAGAAUACAUCGGUAACGCCAUUCAGUGCAUCGAAGGCAGGGGAGUUCCUUCGCCUAAAGCCAUGAAUACCUUCUGCUGGAUCUCCGGGACUCACACCAUCAACACUACUAGUGGUAACGCCACCCACUACUCAUCGCGGGGAACAGACUACCUUGGCACUGGAAACUACGACCCCAAUACACACGAGCUUACAGUCCACUCCUAUUACCAGUGGGUGCCCUUCGUCCUCUUCUUCCAGGGCUGCCUCUUCUAUCUGCCUCACUUGCUAUGGAAAAUGGUCGAGGGCAAAACAGCCGACAACCUCCUUCAGGGUCUCCAGUUCGAUUCCAUGGACGAGGAAAGAGAAAAGAAGAAGACCAACAUCGUAAAUUACCUGAAGGCGUCCGCGGGCCACAACGUUCACUACGCCAUCACCUACCUGCUUUGCGAGGCCCUCAACUUCGUGAACGUGAUCGUGCAAAUGGUGCUCCUGGAUAAGUUCUUCCAGGGCGCCUUCCUCGAUUUUGGCCUGAAGCUGUUCUCCCCGGAAACCAGCUCUGCCGCUAUCGUCAGCACCUUCCCCCGCGUGACCAAAUGCACCUUCCAAUACUACGGGCCGUACGGGAAACUGACGACCCUCCGACACCAGUGCCUCCUGCCGCAGAACAUCAUCAACGAGAAGGUCUUCAUCGCCAUGUGGUUCUGGCUCGUCGUGCUGGCCACCAUCACUGCCAUUGAGCUCGUAUGGCGCGUAGCCGUGGCCGUGAGCCCCAUGGUCCGCCUACAACUGAUGGAGCGUCGUGGUAAGCUGGCAGCCGACCCCAACCUGGAGCGAGCCAUCAAGCGCAUGCACCUCGGCGACUACUUCCUCCUGACCGUCCUCGGCAUCAACCUGGACGCCGGCAACUUCAAGGACGUCCUGCUCAAGUUCACCAACUGCUAUGACAACAGCAUCCACCCCAACGACCCCUCCUACCGCCCCUACAACAACCUGGACGAAGUGGACGAGGGGAUAAGCGAGGCUGCUGUGUGAUAGACGGACAGGACAUACAUACAUGCAUACUUACGGACAUACAGAUAUAUAUACACCCGGACAUAUUUAGAUUCAUACUUGCAUAUACAUACGUGGAAGAGCACACCCACAGAUAUAUGAAAUACAUAUAUACAUACAUACAUACAUUUUAUAGGUUGUGCGUACUCGUAUAGCUGCACGCGCACACACACACACACACACACACAUACACACAGACAAGCUUUUACGUUUAUUGCUAUUUUUUGUUUAUUAUAUAGACUCCUAUUCCUGUAUUGAACGCGGAGGUAGUGUUAUGUGCAAAAGACUACACUCCCUUUUUUUUUUGAGAGAGAGAGAGAGAGAGAGAGAGAGAGAGAGAGUUAGAGUGAGAGAGAGAGAGAGAGAGAGAGAGAGAGAGAGAGAGAGAGAGAGAGAGAGAGAGAGAGAGAGAGAGAGAGAGAGAGAGAGAGAGAGAUGUAAGAUGUAAAAAUAAAGAAAGAAAAGAAGAGAGAGAGAGAGAGAGAGAGAGAGAGAGAGAGAGAGAGAGAGAGAGAGAGAGAGAGAGAGAGAGAGAGAGAGAGAGAGAGAGAGAGAGAGAGAGAGAGAGAGAGAGAGAGAGAGAGAGAGAGAGAGAGAU
Eriocheir sinensis (Chinese mitten crab) is the source of this 1932-nucleotide messenger RNA. RefSeq names its product innexin inx2-like. NCBI's taxonomy places the organism in Eukaryota, Metazoa, Arthropoda, Malacostraca, Decapoda, Varunidae. The transcript is spliced from 7 exons. Bases 165 to 1316 code for a protein of 383 amino acids. Gene Ontology annotation, molecular function: gap junction channel activity. The record is from RefSeq and is a predicted model, not a curated record. Gene Ontology annotation, biological process: phototransduction. Gene Ontology annotation, cellular component: gap junction; plasma membrane.